This is a messenger RNA of Plasmodium vivax (malaria parasite P. vivax), 2643 nucleotides long. RefSeq lists its product as hypothetical. Bases 1 to 2643 code for a protein of 880 amino acids. The transcript has 3 exons. The record is from RefSeq and is a predicted model, not a curated record. Lineage: Eukaryota; Apicomplexa; Aconoidasida; Haemosporida; Plasmodiidae.
AUGGAGGUCCUGCCAGCUGGGUUCUCCGACUUUCGGGACCGGGCCUACUGGAACAGCUUCUUUCAAUUUUUCGACAAGAAGAACUUCGAGUGGUAUGGGAACUACGGGGAUGUGCGGCACAUCGUCUACCGGUGCAUACGGGGGCGGCUGGGCUAUCUCGCCGGGGGGAGCCAUCCAGGUAGCCAACUAGAUAGCCAACCAGAUGGCCAACCGGACGGCCAACCGGAUAGCCAACCGGACGGCCAACCGGACGACCAGCCCGUUAGCAAAAACUGCCUGCUGAUCAACCUGGGGUGCGGGAACUCCCACCUGAGCCACGAACUCUUCCAAGACGGCUUCCGUAACAUCGUAAAUAUAGACUACUCAGAUGUGGUGAUCAAAAAAAUGAAGAAAAAGUUCGGAGAGAAAAUGCAGUUCCUAAAUAUAGACCUGAGCAACGCUAAGCAGUUUGACCGUGCCCUAGCCAAGUUAGAAGAAGAGGCACAGGAGAAAAGGGUAGAUUAUAAAAUCUUUUUCGACAAAGCGUUCCUAGAUGCAUAUAUAUCGUGCGAUCAAAAUGAGGAGGAGAUCUGCAGAAGGAAUGCCGAGAGUUACUUCUCCCUUGUCUUUAAGCAUUUGAAAAAGGGGGACCUAUUCCUUGUUAUCACUCUCGCCCAGUAUUAUAUAAUUAAGGAGGUGGUUCGUAACGUGUACAGGGAGCAAAUCAUGUUGGAGGUUUUCCCCUUUCUUAUAAAACAAAACACAAGCGAAUUUAAGUACCACCCCUUCGUAUUUGCCUUCUAUCGAACCGAUAAAGGGGGGAAAAAAUUCGAGGCAAAAAUGGUUAACCCAGAAAUGGGGACUAGCCAUGUCAUUUCGUUGUGGAAAUUACCCAGUGAAAUUAACGAAACGAGGGGGAAUUUAAAUCUUCAUAUUUUUAAAAAAGGGAAGAGAACUGUUCUAGACAUUUAUAAUAAGAAGCUCAAUAGGUGUGACUACAACGUGGUCGUCUACGACUCGUUCACCGAGAGAGCCACUUACAACACCGUCGUUGUGGUUGUCCCGUUUGGCUACGAGUUUCACUCGCUCUACCGCACACCGGAGGGGAACGAGGAGUUGGCUUCCAAGGCCCGGACCAGGCGGCUCCUCCUGGUGAUGCGGUCGAACUUUCUGGCCCCCCCCAGCCAGGUAAGCGGCAAAGAGGGAAGCGGUAAAGGGGGAAGCGGCAACAGUAAACUCCCCCCAAACCAACUUCUUCCCAACCAACUUCUUCCCAACCAACUUCUUCCCAACCAACUUCUUGAGAACCAACUUCUUGACAACCAACUGCUCCACAGCGAGCACUCGGUGGACGUCCUGCUGGAGUGCAUCAAAAAUGAGCUGAAAAACAUUUUGAACGAGGUGGCCCUCCCCGAUUCGGGCAACUUCCCCAUCAUGGUGCUAAACGAAAGCGUCAAGAACUGCAGAGUGGUUGCCCACAGGAAGUCUCCCUACGCGUCCGGCAUCAUCAUCCGGGACGUCCUCGUGACGGAGGAGUUCCUGGCGGAGCAUUUCGACUCGGACGGGGGGGGGAGCGGCAGAGAGGAGAGCGGCAAAGAGGGAAGCGGCAAAGAGGGGGGAAGCCAACCGCAGAGCCAGCACCCCGUGGAGGAAACCCUGCGAGCCCUCCUGCAGAACCAACAGGAGAGGCGCGCCUACUUUGAAGAGAAAAAAAUUUACAAACGGCAAAUGAUAUUUUCGUACGACCCGCUGACGGUGCAGUCCGAGCUGGUGUACACCCUGGGGGGGGAAAAGAAAGGGACAAAGAAGAAGAAAAAUGGCCAAGUGGUGAGCAAACCGGGGGGUGAAGCCAUAAGCCAAGUGGUGAGCAAAGCGGCGGGUGAAGCGGUGGGCCAACCGCUGUGCCCCGCGGGGGAGAGCCCCCACUUCGAGUACGUCGAAUCGGCGAGCCAGUACCACAUAAGCUUCUGCUGCAGCCUCUUCUUCCUAAUAAAUGACAGCCACAAGGAGGCCCCUCCCUCUUUCAACAUCCUCAUUUUGGGCGGAGGCACCAACGUCUUCUCGAACAUACUCAAGUCCAUUUUUGCAGAUUUCCACCUGCACAUAGACGUCGUCGAAAUUGACGAGACGGUAAAAUCUUUUUGCGCCCUUUUCUGUGAUGAACAGGUGGAGCAAAAUCAAAAGCACCAAACGAAUUAUAUUAUUAACGAUUCGCAAGAUUAUGUGAAGAAUUAUGGUAACUCUCAAUUUUACGACGCAAUUUUUCUGGACAUUAACAAUGCGCAAAAUUCGUAUGUCGAAAUGGAUGGGUACAAAGUGUACGUCACUUGUCCGCAGAUACAAUUUUUGGAUAAAGUCAACGUUCGGGAUGUUAAGCGUCUUUUGAAGAGCAAUGGGAUGCUUAUCAUUAACGUGUUGACGCGGGAUGGCACUGCGAGGAAACAUAUUCGCCGCUUCUUCCAGACGUUGUUCGCCUCCGUCAUUAGCAUCCCCUCCGCGAAUAAGGAAAUUAACGAAGUUUUGAUUUGCAGCUUGGAGGAUAUAACCCCUGAGAGGGUUUCCGCCUUCCAGGGGAGCCUCCUCGGAAUGAUUCGAGCAAACUACAACCGGUGGUUCCUAAAUUUCGACUUGAAGAACAUCCUCAACAAUGUCAGCGUUUUGUAA